GACGGCGGCGGCGUGGGCUGGGCUCGAGCAGGCGGUGGCACCUCCGAUUCCCCGGAGCGGGAGCCCACGCGGGCGGGCGCCUGAAACAAAGAGAAGCGGGAGUCUGGACGCCGCGGAUAGGCAGGCAGUCGGUCCGCGUCGAGCCGGCCAGCGGGUGCCCAGCGUUUAAUCCCCGGAGCCCGGCCGGCCGGCGCGGCCUCAGGGCGGGAAGAUGCCGCGCGUCGUGCCCGACCAGAGAAGCAAGUUCGAGAACGAGGAGUUCUUCAGGAAGCUGAGCCGCGAGUGUGAGAUUAAGUACACGGGCUUCAGAGACCGGCCCCACGAGGAGCGCCAGACGCGCUUCCAGAAUGCCUGCCGGGACGGCCGCUCGGAGAUCGCUUUUGUGGCUACAGGAACCAAUCUGUCUCUCCAGUUUUUUCCGGCCAGCUGGCAGGGAGAACAGCGACAAACACCUAGUCGGGAAUAUGUCGACUUAGAAAGAGAAGCAGGCAAGGUGUAUUUGAAGGCUCCCAUGAUUCUGAACGGAGUCUGUGUUAUCUGGAAAGGCUGGAUUGAUCUCCACAGACUGGAUGGUAUGGGCUGCCUGGAGUUUGAUGAGGAGCGAGCCCAGCAGGAAGAUGCAUUAGCACAACAGGCCUUCGAAGAGGCUCGGAGAAGGACACGUGAAUUUGAAGAUAGAGACAGGUCUCACCGGGAGGAAAUGGAGGUGAGAGUUUCACAGCUGCUGGCAGUAACUGGCAAGAAGACAACAAGACCCUAGUCCUGGUUCCAAUUUAGGUGGUGGUGAUGAUCUCAAACUUCGCUAACAGUAGCACAGCAGAUGUGCUGACCAUCUUUACAUACAUACUGCUUCUAGUUAACAGAAACAAUUCAUUGUAAGACCAGAAACUGUGAUAACUGGAGGUACUACCGUCUAUUUUCCAACCCAAGGCAGUAAAAGACAUCACAAACUGCCAUGGUUUUGCACUAUGACUAUAAUACUUGCAUUUCUAAUUGUUAAAACAUGUAGCCAGUAAUAAUUUGAAAUUUUUUUCUAUGCAAGCUUACCUUGUUGGCAUUAUUUUAGUUGAGUUGUAAAACUCUUUCCCUCCAUUUUAAUUUAAAAAUCAUGUCAUUUUAAAGCAAGUUAAAAUUAAAAUUUAUAUCAGAGGAUUUUCUUUAAUCAAUUGCUUUAAAAAUGUAUUUUCAGAUGUGUUGGUUAUACAGCUUUUUAAAAAAUAAGCAUUCUUGGUUUUAUUUUCUCCACUUUUUGUGUUUUUAUAUUCUGCAGCAUUUUUAAAAUGUUGAUGUGUUUGCGCUACUUACAAGCUAAAAACCUAGUAGCAUAGAGCUGUCUGCCACAGCCCAACACGAAGUUUACAGUUGUUAAAGUCACAGUAUCCUUUUAAAUGCUAAUAAUCAAUACCGUCUUUCCUUUUUCAACAUAAAACUUGUAAAUUGGUAUUAACUCUGAUUUGCCCCAGAUCUGUUUUAUGUUCUGUAAUUAUGAAUUUGGGUGAAAGUAUUCUCCAUGGAUAAUAAUAUUCUACUGAAAUGCCUAGAGAAGUCACAGGAUGGCUUCUGUUUUAUUCAGGGAUUUUUUUUUUAAGUCAGUCAGAAAAGGGAUACUGUAAUUUCUUCAUGUAUGUAACAACAUACUAAACUGGAGACAGUGAUGAGUCAGCUACAAAGGUAAAUUGUAUUAAAAUCAUGCUUAAGAUAGCUGCUUUUAUGUGUAUUUUAUAUUGCAUGCUUUUGUAGAAACAAUAUGGAGCAAAGAAAGAUUAGUCUUAGAAAAUGUUAAUCUGUGCAGAGGAUACAUUUUCUUCCAUUCUAGGAUAAAACAUUCACAUAUUUUGCAAAAGGACUAUUAAUAGCACCUUUUGAGAUGAUUUAGUGUAAGAAUAUUUUUAAAUAGGCUCAAGUGUCAAAUCACAGCCUUUUUUAAAUACAAAACUGGAAACAUGCUUACAGAUACUUCUCAUGGUCAUAUUCAUUGGAUGUUACUACAUUUCUGAAUUUUUGCAAAAACGUAUUUUAUCAUAAUAAAAUGGCAUUAUUUUAAAGAAUUUGAAAAACUGACAUAGUCAAUUCAGAAAAUGAAAUCUGAAUAAGGUCAUCGAAUUUAAAAAACAUAUAAAGAUACUUGAUUGAUGGAGGUGUGACUUUAAUUGUAUAUAGGUUUUAUAAUUCAUAAAUAGAUGCCCUUGUAUCUCAGAAUAAAAGUAUUUGUUAUAUAUUUGAAGUCAUGCAUGGUAAGAAGUAUGUUUGAAUUGUUCUAAACAAUGCGAUGUAAAAGACCAUGCUGAUCUUGUGUAACUGAGUACUGUGAGUGAAUUUGGUUAGUGUCUGGUGGUGUACAGCUCACGUUUACUCUCAGUGCCCUGCCUCCUCUGCGGACACCUCAUACAAAUCUCACAGUGGUGUGUGGGGCUGUCGUGGAGCUCUCUGAUUUUGACUUCUGCACUUCUUUUCUUUUUAAGCAGCAUGAUGGUACAUUUUCCUCAGUUACUUCUAGCCAAUGGCUUUCAUCACGCCAGUAAAUAAGAUCAUAUGCUAUUAAAUAUUCUUCUUGCCAUCCUGUAAAUAUUGAAUCUUUUCUGUCAUUUAGCACUGCUCUGCUUCUGUUUGUCUUAAUGCUGGCGUUAAGAUUCAUAGGUUCUUUUUCUUCAGUAGUCCAAGCUUUGGAAAAAAAAUGUUUUUAAGUUAUUGGUGCAGUUUGAUAUUUUUUCAUGAUCUAUAUUUAAAAGUACAUCAUUGCAUCAUCUUUUUAAAAUUCAUCUCCAUUAAAACUUGCCUUUUGCCUUAAGCCACCAGAUUGUUUUUGCUACCAUUAGCCAUACUGUGUUUUUUGUAUGCUUAAUUCACUUUCACAAUAAAAUUAUGUGUAGUGAAAA
Jaculus jaculus (lesser Egyptian jerboa) is the source of this 2876-nucleotide messenger RNA. It is a transcript of the gene Cbfb, whose product is annotated as core-binding factor subunit beta. Gene Ontology annotation, molecular function: transcription coactivator activity; sequence-specific DNA binding. The record is from RefSeq and is a predicted model, not a curated record. Lineage: Eukaryota; Metazoa; Chordata; Mammalia; Rodentia; Dipodidae. Gene Ontology annotation, biological process: regulation of transcription by RNA polymerase II. Bases 212 to 760 code for a protein of 182 amino acids. Gene Ontology annotation, cellular component: nucleus; core-binding factor complex. The transcript has 6 exons.